Suillus subalutaceus is the source of this 339-nucleotide messenger RNA. RefSeq lists its product as uncharacterized. The annotation marks the transcript as partial. The record is from RefSeq and is a predicted model, not a curated record. NCBI's taxonomy places the organism in Eukaryota, Fungi, Basidiomycota, Agaricomycetes, Boletales, Suillaceae. The transcript is spliced from 3 exons.
GGUCGGAGUGCCCAAGCCUACACUCAUUGGGCAGUUCCGAAUAUCUGCAUACAGCUUGACAUCGUCGAUUGCUUUCCGCUUCAUGCCACUUCUGUUAUGGCCGCCAUUUGUCUCCUGCGGUUGUUAGCUGGUUUUGGAUUUCCGUUAUUUGCUCCAGCGAUGUACAGCACACUGAGGUUCUGGAAGGGCGAUACCAUUUUUGCAGUCGCAGCACUUCUUAUGGGCUGUUCUGCGUACGUUUCCGUUCUUGUUCCUUCUCUUGUCACCCCUGCAAUUCAUUGUACCUGCAAUCCCUGGAUAUUUCGGCGUUAUGGGGAGCGGAUCCGGAACAGUACCUAG